CAAAAACCAUUUGUACCUCUCGAGAAGCCCAUCAAGGAGGACAGUGGGAAGAGUCCAUUACCGCCGGCAAGUCUCAUCGACACAUACAGCAGUCGGCGUCGAUCCACAGCAACUUGCAGCUUGGAGGAUUCGAAUCCCAAUGCAUCAACUACCAAAAUGUCCGGACACUGGCCAACAAAAGAACCGGAACAUGUUGAUUUUCAUGAUAUCAAUUUGAGGUAG
Messenger RNA from Gongylonema pulchrum, 222 nucleotides. NCBI's taxonomy places the organism in Eukaryota, Metazoa, Nematoda, Chromadorea, Rhabditida, Gongylonematidae. The record is from the annotation of a GenBank genome assembly.